Molecule: messenger RNA, 2397 nt
Organism: Neoarthrinium moseri
Lineage: Eukaryota; Fungi; Ascomycota; Sordariomycetes; Amphisphaeriales; Apiosporaceae
Exons: 4
Coding region: 1-2397 (798 amino acids)
Source: RefSeq, a predicted model, not a curated record
AUGAGUACUGUUUCCGAACCUGAGCAGGCGCAGCGCACUGGCGAGGAAAAGUUUCUGGGUAUCCCUUAUAACGAAAGAUGGGAGUACUUGAAGCCGCAUAUUGUCUCAAUGUUCAUGGCCGAAGGCUUAAAUAUCCAAGAAAUCGCCACGCGCAUGAAGGAAAGAUUUGAUUUCGCCGCAGUACCCGACCAAUACAAGUACCAACUGUUCAGGAAGUGGCGCAUCAAGAGAAGAACUACCAAGAACGAGAAGGAAUUGAUCAUUGCAAAAGUUGGCAAGCGCUCGAGGUCUAUUCCAAGCAGUUCGCAUAUAACCAUCGACUCGGGAGGUUAUGCAAAACCAGUUGACAAGAAACAACUGAAGCGCUACAUUGGAGAGAGCAUUCGCCACUCAGACAACCUCCAGAUUAAAUCUGCAUUCUUCCUUAACUGGAACCUUCCCUACAAAUCCUUCAUGAGUAAUCUUGGAUUGCCACACGAUCAUCCUUCCCCUUUGGCAAGAGGACCGCCGACUCCAGACAAUAUCACUGCAACGACGCCUCAAUCCAGCGCCUCUCCAUCUACCGGUAUAAAUGGCCCGUCUCCAACUACUCAGUUGGUUCUACGCAAAGUACUCGUCGACAAAUCGAAACUUCUACUCCAGGGCCGAGAAUUGGAGUUGCUGAAACAGCUGAGUGAGGUGGAGAGAGCAGCAACAGUGACUUGGAUGCACGACUACUGGAUGUACGCUUUCAUGACCGCGAAGUACUGGGGCAAAGGGCCGAGAUACUGGUCCCCAAGUAUGGUCAACUUCAAGUCGAUGGGUACACAACAGAUUCUUGAAUCAUCUUCACCUGAGAAACAUACAGCCUCGAACGCCCUUUUAGUUUUGCAGCCCCCAAGCCUCCUGUGUCACUGGACAAUACAUCAUGAGGAGACGAAUGACUACGAGGAGCUGCCGGUCGACGAACGUAACGCGGACGACGAGGGGGACUAUGAUGUCGAUGACGAAACAACCUGGCCAACCUGGGCUCAGUCAGUGUCUCAGGGUGACUAUACCGAGACGAUACGAGAAGGAUUGAUUACAAAUUCAUUCAGUUCACUGAGUCAAGGUGAUUUGCCUGUAUCGACGGAUAUGAUUACGAAGCCUUGCGCCAAGGCAGAUAAACGACAGAAAAUUGAAGCGCUGGGGUUUGCUAUAAUGGCCCGGAAUCCGGAUAUUGUGAACAACAUUAUAGAUGACGUACUCGGAAUUCAAUGGCUGUCAGACAUCAGCAAAGAGCUGCAUCCAUGUAAUUUGGCGGCGGCUUAUCUCGAUGGGUCACGGCAAUGCUGCCUCGUUAUGCGUUCAGUUUCGUUUCUGGCCAUAUUUGAACCUACCAAAGAUGAGCAUGAUCACACAGUCUUGGACUCGUUGUUCAUCACCAUUCUUCGUUCGCACACCAGUAUUAGCCCAGCUCUGGUCAGUGCUUCAUUCAAGAAAACGAAUCGUACCCGAUUUCCCGGAGAAGAGGUCGACAUUUGCGGAAGAUGGGAUGCAGAUUCGCCCCAGGUUCGUCAGUUAUUCGCCAGUGGACAUCCUUGUAUCCCGCAGGAGUGGAAGCACAAUUUCUGCCACACUUCAACUCAAGCCAUUUGCCAUUCAAUCCAGACAAUCUUUGGUCGAGACGAUCCGCCCUAUAUCAAUGAGCAAAGUGGCCUGUUUACGGUUUGCGAGGGAUGCGGGCGCGCAGAAUAUCCCGGUCCGUUGCACACACUUGUCCGUGUUGCUUUUUAUCUCGUUCAAGAUGGGUGUGAAGGCGAGACCCUGUUUGGGGCCCUUGCAUGUCUGGUCUGUUUGGUUAUUCACGGUGCUGACCCACUCAUCAAAGCUGAUACGUCUGUACCAAGUGUCACUACUCUACAGGCAUGCAGACACGUAUCAUUGACCGCAUUCGAAUUGGCGACGCAUCUCACUCUACAUGGUGCACCCGGUCCCGAAAGGGUCUUGGGCUGGAAUGUGUUCAUGUCUCUGCUCGAGUACAUCACUAAGGGAGCUGAAGCUCAGCUAAGAUUAUCCCAGGACGAACUGGAAGAUCAUGACGAGGAGGGCAUACCCUUCCAAUGGGCCGGUGAUAGAAAGUUGCCAGUUCUUUGGUCUGCCAUUCAGACCGAGUUUCUCUCAUAUCGCAAGAUCGAAGAAGACGAUCCUUCCAUAUCUCCUAGAUUCAACAUGGAAACACUGUUCGAUGGACUCAGGAAUGGGCAUGGUCCGGUCGAGAUUGAAUUAAUUCAGAUGGGAAUGAUGAACAUCAGGGAAGAUGGUUUCUUGGAUGCAAAAAGUGGAAUUCCUACUGUCACUAACGCUUGCUCCUCAUACUAUGCAAACGUUGAGAGAUGGGGUCGCAUUAAUUUCAUUGAAAGGUGUGAGUUAAAUUAG